Molecule: messenger RNA, 1198 nt
Organism: Archocentrus centrarchus (flier cichlid)
Lineage: Eukaryota; Metazoa; Chordata; Actinopteri; Cichliformes; Cichlidae
Gene: hus1
Product: HUS1 checkpoint clamp component
Exons: 8
Coding region: 75-932 (285 amino acids)
Biological process (GO): meiotic DNA integrity checkpoint signaling; telomere maintenance; mitotic DNA replication checkpoint signaling
Cellular component (GO): site of double-strand break; nucleolus; checkpoint clamp complex
Source: RefSeq, a predicted model, not a curated record
ACAUAGACGGACCAAACAAAGGUUCCCCACGUGAAAACAAACCGGAAGAUGAAAGUCUGCUGUGAGGUUAAAAAAUGAAGUUUCGGGGAAAAAUCGUCGACAUCGCGUGUUUGAACCACUUCACCCGAGUCAUCACCACCAUCUCUAAGCUGACGAAGAUGUGUGUCCUGCGGCUGACGCCGGACAACCUGUUCUUCGUUCUGUCCGGUAAAGUGGCCAACGGUGGCGUCAGCAUGUGGUGUGAGCUGCCACAGGUCAACUUCUUUGACGAGUACCAGAUGGAGGGCGUGUCCUCCGAGGACAAUGAAAUUUGUCUGGAGGUGACCCCGGAGAACCUGUCCAGAGCCCUGAAGACUGUCCAGAACGCCAAGGUGGUCAAAGUCAAACUGACCAAGAAGCACUGCCCCUGCCUCACCAUCGCCGCCGAGCUGCCCACCCUGAGCAGCGUCAGUCGAGUUGUCACUCACAAUGUUCCUGUGGACGUCAUUCCCCGGAGACUCUGGCACGAGUUCAAAGAGCCGAGCAUGCCGGACUUUGAUGUCAGCAUCUACCUGCCUCCCCUAAAGACCAUGAAGAGCGUCGUGGACAGGAUGAAGAACCUGUCCAACUUCCUGGUAAUCGAGGCCAACCUGAGCGGAGAGAUGAACCUGAAGAUUGAGACGGAUCUGGUUUCAGUGACGACUCACUUCAGGGAGCUGGGGAACCCUCCAUGGGGUGAUGACACCUCCCAGGACGGCGGUCGGUCUCAGAGCAGGGACCCGGAGAGCAUGGUGGAGGCCAGGGUGGACAUCAGGAGGCUGCAGCAGUUCCUCAUGGGACAGCAGGUCAACCCCAGCAAGGCCAUGUGCAAUAUCGUCCAUCAGAGCGUCCUGCACCUGAUUCUGCUGCAUGAAGAUGUGUCUCUGCAGUACUUCAUCCCCGCCGUGGCGUAGACGCUCUGCACGGCGCUCAGAGCGAGUCUGAGGAAAUAAAAAUGGACUCGCUGGUUUCAGCGGUUUCCAUGCGGGCAGCCGACCACGUCUGGUGAUAUGAUGAGGGAUCCAGACCUCAGAUUUCCCCUCUGGCCUUGGCUGCUGUUAAUGAUGCAGGAGGAAGAACAGACUUUAGACGUGGAGUUGUGUAAAAAGUUUUUGUUUGUGAGACAUUUUAAUGGUUUUGGAUUAAAGUGUUUGAAAAUGAAGAAAAAUUAAAAACUAUC